AUGGAUCAGCUCGUCGUGCUCCUCGCCCUUCUCUUGUGCGGCCUCCUCUCCGUACUCCGGCGCGGCCGUGCUCCUCCAGCCACGGUAGCCCGGCACAAGAUCAGCGACCCUGCCAUCGCCCACCGGGCGCUCGUCGAGAACGCCGACGCCUUCUCGAACCGCCCCCGCGCGCGCCUGCAUGUGGCCCUGGCCGGCCGGCGCGACGGCAAGCGGAUUGAGGACCUCAACUCCGUGGCGCACGGCCCGUACUGGCGCGCCCUCCGGUGCAACCUCACCGCCGAGACACUCCACCCGUCGCGCCUCGGCGGCCUCGUGCCGCUGCAGCGGGAGGCCGUCCAGGGCCUCGUCGCCGCCCUGUCGUCCGCCCCCCGGGGAAGCAGGGAGGAGGUGACGGAGGUGCACCAGCAUCUCUACGGCGCUGUGUUCUCGGUCGUCGCGCGCCUGUGCUUCGGCCACGCCGUCGACGAGGCCCACGUGCGCGCCAUGCGACGCGUCAUACAGAACUUCCAGCUUGCCAUUGGGCAGGUCAAGCCUUUCUCGGCUAAGGGCUCCGUAAUGGACAAGAUCGUGGAGUGGAGGCGGCUGCGCAGGCUGUUCGCCAUCAAUGUCGGCCUCAAGGAGCUGUUACUCCCUCACAUCGCGGCACGGCGGAUGGCGGUUCAGUCUCCCCGACCACACGACGAGGGCGGCCGUCGUCCAUAUGUUGACUCGCUCUUCGACCUCCGUGUCCCCAAUGAGGGCGCCGCCGGGCGGCGCGCUCUUAGGGACGACGAGAUGGUGAACCUAAUCACGGAGUUCCUCGGCGCCGGCACAGGGACGGUGGUUGCAUGCAUGGAAUGGGCCCUCGCCCACAUUGUCGACAAGCCGGGGGUACAGGAGAAGCUCCGUGGCGAGGUCGACGAUGGCGAGGUCUCCCGUGUAGUUGCAGGCAUGCCUUACCUGCAUGCCGUCGUGCUCGAGACCCUCCGCAUGCACCCGCCCUUGCCGGUCAUCCCGCGCCAUGUCCAUGCCGAUGCCGUCGGGGUGUUGGUCGGAGGAAUGUCCAUGCCACCGCCGGCCGGCGACUUUUACGUGAAUUUCUCCGUGGGGGACAUGGGCAGGGACAGCAAGAUAUGGUCGGAGCCCCACGAGUUCCGGCCGGAGCGGUUCCUGGCCGGUGGCGAUGGGGACGGCGUCGGCCCGUUGCCGGGGCCCAAGCAGAUCAGGAUGAUGCCAUUUGGCGCCGGGCAUAGGUUCUGCCCGGGUGUAGGCAUGGCGAUGGUGAACGUGAAGUGCUUCUUGGCCGCGCUCAUGCGUGAGUUUGAGUGGGCACUGCCGAUUGGCACCGGCGCUGUUGACCUCACGGAGAUGGAUUCCUUCUUCAAGGUGAUGAAGAAGCCGCUUUCCGCGCGUGUCACGCGACGCAGGAAAUCCAUCUAAAGAUCUCAUGAAUCUGCACGGUAUGUGUAUAAUAAAGGAGGAACGACCAAGCGGUCGUAAUCACGAAGGAGGAGGACCCCCCGACCCCUCCCUCCCUCCCCUCCCCCGUCCCCGCGCUCGCGCCGCCACCCCGGGGGGCGGCCGGGGCGGCCCCCAUCGAGCUCCUCUCCUCCCCCCUCCCCUGUGCUCCUUCCCCCCGCCGCCGCCGGCGGAGCCCCCGGAUCUGGCCGGGCGGGCUGGCGGCGGCGGGCCCUUCCUUCCCCCGCGCGCGCUCCCCCUGCCCCGGGGGCAGGGCUGGCGGCGGGUGCCCUUCGGCCG
Molecule: messenger RNA, 1737 nt
Organism: Triticum aestivum (bread wheat)
Lineage: Eukaryota; Viridiplantae; Streptophyta; Magnoliopsida; Poales; Poaceae
Product: cytochrome P450 89A2-like
Exons: 1
Coding region: 1-1419 (472 amino acids)
Cellular component (GO): membrane
Molecular function (GO): iron ion binding; oxidoreductase activity, acting on paired donors, with incorporation or reduction of molecular oxygen, NAD(P)H as one donor, and incorporation of one atom of oxygen; heme binding
Source: RefSeq, a predicted model, not a curated record